AUGGCUGCUUAUUCUUCUUUUCAUUUCCUUCUAAUAAACUUUCUCUAUGGCUUUCAGCUUUCAAUUUCCAGCACAUUAUUUUUUAAACUGGUCUUAAGUAUUCACCUCUCAGCUUGGUUGAGGCUCCUUUUUCUUAUAAUCUUUCCGGUAGUGGCCCUCCUGCUCUUCUAUCUUUAUUUUUUCUCCCUUCUCUUCAUCCUGUUUCUCUUUCCUUCAUUUUCUUCAGUUUUCCUUCUCUCUCUGUUUAACUUAAUUUAUCUAUCUCAAUCAAUCUUCACUUACUCACUCUCUCUCUUCCUAACUUCUUCUCUUCCUCUUCUCUUUUGGGUUCUCUAUCUACCAUCAAUCACUCCUCAUCCCUCCAUUCUAAGUCCUUCUAUCUCUUCACCUUUUAGGGUGUCAGUGCUCUUUCCUUUUAUGUCUUCUCUCUUCAUUUUUAUUUCCAUCUUUUCAUCCAUUUCUGGUAUUAUCUCACAUCAUUCUGUAACUUCUCCCUUUUCUUUUUUUCUAACUCUUUAUUUUUUUCAUUCAAGUAGAUGUAUUUUAUAUUUAUCUUUUUCUCUGCCCUACUGCCAUUUCUCUAGAAAUCUUUCAGUUUCUCUCCUUUUCCUUCCACUUAUCUCUCACUUCUUUCUAAUUGUUCCUCUUUCUCUAUAUCCACAUUUUUCAUCACACUCUCUCCAUAAUCUCCUCCUCCUUUCUGUAUUUUUUCUUUCACUUUCUUUCUCUUUACACAUAUAUAUUUUUUCAUUAUCUUUCUUUGUUUAUUUCAUUUAA
Acanthosepion pharaonis is the source of this 777-nucleotide messenger RNA. Lineage: Eukaryota; Metazoa; Mollusca; Cephalopoda; Sepiida; Sepiidae. The record is from the annotation of a GenBank genome assembly.